Molecule: messenger RNA, 1953 nt
Organism: Rhagoletis zephyria (snowberry fruit fly)
Lineage: Eukaryota; Metazoa; Arthropoda; Insecta; Diptera; Tephritidae
Product: dendritic arbor reduction protein 1-like
Biological process (GO): regulation of transcription by RNA polymerase II
Molecular function (GO): DNA-binding transcription factor activity, RNA polymerase II-specific; RNA polymerase II cis-regulatory region sequence-specific DNA binding
Source: RefSeq, a predicted model, not a curated record
AACAUCAAAGGCUUUAAAAAUCACAAACCAAUAUUUAGCUGCUCAAUACUACAACGAAUUUCGAAUUUAUCACAAAUUAGUAAAAGCACAUGGUACGAGUUGGAGCGUUACCUGCGCGAUGAACCCAAAUUGCAGUCCUACAAGAAAAUCCACUCCGAGAUCGACACCGCUUGGGAUCUGCUAUCGGCACCAGCGCGCAUUUUGGAAGAGCUAAAAAUCAAAGAGCAAAAUCUCGAUUCAGUUUCGACCACAUCGUCAGUAUCGUCGACAUGUUCGGGCAUGUCGUGGGACAGCAGCGGCUCUCAAGCUCUUAGCUGUUCAGUUGUGGUCAAAAAGGAACGCAUCGACGAGGAGGAUGACGAGCUGCAUUCAGACAGUUGCGAGGAGAAAUUCACAGCAUCGGCGUUGGCUACAUCGCUGGGCAAUGCUGCUGCCACUUCACUCGCCUAUUCACCAUGUGGAUCUGCCUCGAGCACGCCCACGCCGGUAGCGGGACCUAUCAAUGCUGCCACCAAUAUGGGAACCACUCUUUCGACGGUAUCGGAGAAGGGUAUCAAGGUGCGUGUGAUCGCCACAAAGGCGCAUAAUAAAGGCGCUGGUAGUCGUGCUAAUGGCAUUAAUGUUAGCGUCAGUAGUGGCCAUAACAACAACAACAACAAUAACAAUCAAAGUAACAGCAGCAGCAGUACAAGUCCGCACGAUUACAUGUUGCCGACGUUAACGCCGCCAUCCUCACCCGAAUCUAUACGUACCAGCAACUCAAACAACGCGCAGCAGCAACAACAACAGCAACAGCAACAGCAACAGAUCGAUGCUAGCACUCUGAGUGCUACUGAAUUGGCAGCACUUAUUCAGCAACAACAACAGCAGCAGCAGCAGCAACAACGUCUCGGCCAAACGCAAUAUUCUGCUGGAACGCCGACUUCUACCGCCAUACUACGCUUCUCCAGUGCUGUAACGACACUGGUCAAUAGCAGCAAGAAUCCUACACUGACGUCGACUACAGUUCCUCUGCUACAACAGCAACAGCGACAGCAGCACCUGCAACAACAUCAACAACAACAAAAGUCACAUUUGAGUAUACAAACUGCCAGCGCUGGCACCAAUACCGAACCACAUCCGCAACAACCAAUCACACAGUCACAGCCAUCAGUAUCGUCUUCAUCGUCAUCGUCAUCAUCCCCGUCUACGGUACAUAGCAACAUUCCGCGCAGCACCAUUGUUCGUCUUACAUCGGCGAAUGGCACGAAAAGUGGCGGUAUUAGUUUGGCGCGCGUCAUACAAAUGCAGAAUAGCGGUAGUGGGAGUGUGGCAGCAGCAAUGUUGAAUGAGACGUCUACGUCUAAGCAACAACAGCAACAAAUACAACAACAUGUGAUGAAUAUGGCGGUGACAGCAGCGCAGAUCGCACAGCGUGGCACCCAGCUGCAGAAUCCACAAGUGACCGCAUUGACUACUAAAAACCACCAGCGACUACAUGAUCACAGUCCAGAUGCCAAGCGCCGGAUACACAAGUGCCAAUUUUUGGGUUGCAAAAAAGUUUAUACCAAAAGCUCACAUCUAAAAGCGCAUCAGAGAACGCAUACCGGCGAGAAACCGUACAAAUGCUCCUGGGAAGGAUGUGAAUGGCGUUUUGCACGCAGCGACGAGUUGACGCGCCAUUAUCGCAAACAUACGGGUGCUAAACCAUUUAAAUGCCGUAACUGCGAUCGUUGUUUUUCGCGUUCUGAUCACUUGGCGUUGCAUAUGAAGCGUCACAUGUAAAUAACAUUUCAAAAAAGGCCAUGGAAGGAUAUCGAAAGUAAAUGAGUGAAAGGUGCAUAAACAGGAUACGUAGCAUUCAGAAAGCUAAAGUGCAAAUGUAUUGAGACUUGCUGAGAAGCAGUACACAGCAGAUUAACUAUAGAAAAUGAGGAAAAACAAAGCAGAGAAUUAAACAAAAAAACUACAAAA